Molecule: messenger RNA, 1710 nt
Organism: Oryza brachyantha (malo sina)
Lineage: Eukaryota; Viridiplantae; Streptophyta; Magnoliopsida; Poales; Poaceae
Product: probable 6-phosphogluconolactonase 1
Exons: 4
Coding region: 455-1288 (277 amino acids)
Biological process (GO): carbohydrate metabolic process; pentose-phosphate shunt
Molecular function (GO): 6-phosphogluconolactonase activity
Source: RefSeq, a predicted model, not a curated record
ACUCUGGGAGCAUCCCCGAUCAAAGGGAGCGAGAGGGAAUCACGAGGGAGGAGGGGUCGCCAAGUGGUGGUGAUAAGGAUCACGAUCACCCGCACGUACGUCCUGCGUUUCACUGCAGCUGCCUGGACCGCUUCUUUACUCCAAACCGCACCACCACCACCACUGCCUCUGUGCGCGUGCGCUUGCGCUUGCGCUGUGCUGGACACACCGGAGAGAGAUCGAGAGAAGCAUACACACACUACUGCUGCUGCUGCUACCAAGCUCACGCCAGAGGUGAAUCGAAGAUCCCAUGGGAGCCUUUCUGGGAUUAAAAUAGUGAGCGACACAAGGAUUAGAAGCUGGAGGGUGUUUGUUUAUUGAUGUUCCAAGAUCUCCUCGUACUUCUUGCAUAGGGUCCAUAGGGAUGCUCAGUUGAAAUAAUAGUUGGACUGAAACUUCAAGUGCAAUUAGAACAAUGGAGAGGGAGAUUGUGACCUCAUAUGAACCCAAGAAGAACAGCGAAAUUAGGAUGUUUGAGAGUUCAGACGAGAUGGCAACAGACCUGGCUGAGUAUAUUUCACAAGUUUCAGAAAUUUCUGUUAAGGAAAGAGGUUACUUUGCUAUUGCUCUGUCUGGAGGGCCUCUUGUCAGUUUUAUGCGGAAACUGUGUGAAGCACCAUACAACAAAACUCUGGAUUGGUCUAAAUGGUACAUCUUCUGGACUGAUGAGCGUGCAGUGGCAAAGAACCAUGUGGAUAGUAACUAUAAGUUAACAAAAGAAGGAUUUCUCUCCAAGGUGCCUAUUCUCAAUGGUCAUGUCUACUCCAUCAAUGACAAUGCGACGGUGGAGGACGCAGCGACGGACUAUGAAUUUGUCAUCCGUCAGCUUGUCAAGAUUCGAACAGUUGGAGUUUCAGAGAGCAAUGACUGCCCCAAGUUCGACCUGAUUCUUCUCAGCAUCGGCUCUGACGGUCACAUCGCCUCAUUGUUCCCCCACCAUCCUGCACUUGAGCUGAAGGACGACUGGAUCACCUACAUCACCGACUCCCCGGAGCCGCCACCGGAGAGGAUCACCUUCACCCUUCCUGUGAUAAACUCGGCGGCGAACAUCGCCGUAGUUGCCACCGGAGAAGACAAGGCAAAGGCUGUGUAUUUUGCCAUCUCUGACGGUGCUGAAGGUCCAGAUGCUCCAUCGGUACCUGCAAGAAUGGUUCAGCCAACGGAUGGUAAGUUGGUGUGGUUUCUGGACAAGGCAAGUGCCUCGUUUCUUGAGGCUAAGAAUGAUGCCUGUCAGGACCCAGAGUAUUGACGAACUUGUCUUCCCCUUUUUGCUGCCUGUGAAGAGUUUGAUCAUGUAGUUGAUGUGGUUUUUGUGAUGGAAGAUGUUUUCCUCCAUUGCCUUGGUGGUAGUUCAGGUGCUAGUUUUGAAGGUACUUAGCUCUAGGAAGACGAAAAAUUCCAUGUCUUUUGCAGUUCAGUUGAUCAUGGUUAAGAGAGAUGUAGUGUGUACUUUAUGUUGAGAUCUCAAAGGAGUUACUGUGAGUAGCUAAGUUCAAAUAUUGGCCAAACCUUGUUAGUGUCGUUUGGUGUGCACUCCAUUAUAUAUGAGUUUGAGUUGCAUUCGUUUGUUAUAGUUGUUCUUAUCCAUGGAAAAUUUGCCGUGUUCAUCAGAACAUGUUUGGGUUGGAGCCCUCAACUGGGUUGUAUUUGGAUUAAGCUGCUCGUUGUGUC